GCAGGUUUUAACUGUAUGCGACGGUGAAUAGAACUUCUUUAAAGUUUCCUCUGAUUUCCAAAAAAAGACCGACAAUCGAGCAAAGAGAAAGUCCAAUCUCAGAGGUCAAAGUUGAGGGCCAUGGCUCGUGGGCAUCAGAAAAUUCAGUCUCAGCAGAAGAAUGCAAAGAAGGCAGCAGAGAAGAAGAAAGGCCAGGCCGCUGACCAGAAGACUGCAGCGAUGGCCGCACUGGUCCACACCUGCCCUGUCUGCCGGACACAGAUGCCCGACCCCAAGACCUUUAAGCAGCACUUUGAGAGCAAACACCCCAAGUCCCCCAUGCCCCCUGAGCUGGUGGAUGUUCAGGCAUGAAGAACUGCUGACUGGACUGAAACCUGAUACACAAUGACCACAGACUAAACAUUGGAUCACUGCGCCUGAAGGAUGUUGAUGACGAUCACUGGGACCCGUCAGUAUUCAUGGUCAACCUGUUGGGAUGGAGGGAUGGGCUGUGUACGAGAAAACAAAGACGGGGGCACGACGUCCACCAGCACCCCCACUUUUAUAUUUAUUAUGUACAACUACCUUGCUAUUCCACAUGGGAGGGGACCUGCCUGCUAACACUGAAUAAAAUGAUCUUGUGACUUAUUAAUGGUAGAUGUGGUGAGUCUGAAAAAAAAUGACCGUGGGAAGGAGGAAAAACUAUUUUUGAACAUGUGGCUAGCUAGUAAUAGAUUUCACAUUUUAGGACCCCAACCUUAUAGAAACCCUUUGCGAUGGCAUUAACCGCCAAAGAUCUCAAAUGCAACCUAAACAAAUGACUUUUCAGAUCUGUGUGCUUGAAUUGAGCGGCUAGAAUACAUUAGUGGCCCAAUAUUUAAUGUUGGAAUCUCGAUUCUGUCAAAUAAGCAUGCAACCACCAGGCAUUGUGAUGCUGUUAAACGUUUUAAUUUAAUGUUUAAAGCUUGCUAAUUCUUGAUGCCACUAACAUUGCCAAAAUAGGCACGCAUAUUUUUGAUAACGUCGUCUGUAAAAGGGUCUAUUUAAUCCCAAUGGAUGUGGCACUGCUGUUGAGUCUAACGCUUUAUUUUCACUUAGAAAUAAGUAGUUCCUGGCCUCAGCUAUCAGUGCACACGCUCUAUAGAAGAUCAACAGUUUCAUGACAAUUGGCCUGUUAAAAUGCAAAAAUCCUAUUGCGUAUUUUUGUUUAUGUAAAGAUGUAGAAUACUAGCGCCUCAAAACUAUUUCUUGUCCAAGACUCGACAGCAUUGCCUCCUCUGCUGCUCCACAGGUGUCCACUCAGGAACACCUCACAACACCUCACGUUAAAGCAAGUCUCGCAGUCUGUCGCUUGUUUCCCUCCCAGAUUAUUCUACGUUCUCCUCCGCUAUGUUUCCCAACACGAUAUUGGCAAUAACACCAUCCAUGUCCCACUUCAGUUAAACCAGGACCAGAUCAGCUCUGUGUCCUUUUCCACUUUCAGUGCUCUUUGUUUGAACUUGUUUGAAGAAACUGUAACCGGCCCAAAUGAUCGAGAGUUAAAGAAAUGUGUUCAUUAACUGCCGAAGUAAUUGAUCCCUGUUUUUGGUUCUUCGUGUAUUCACUAGCACGCAAAAACACAUUUGCUCUCACUACAUUUUCUUUUGGAUUACCCUUUUCAAUAAAUGGAAUACUGUAUAUAAUGUUA
Molecule: messenger RNA, 1666 nt
Organism: Cyclopterus lumpus (lumpfish)
Lineage: Eukaryota; Metazoa; Chordata; Actinopteri; Perciformes; Cyclopteridae
Exons: 4
Coding region: 121-351 (76 amino acids)
Source: RefSeq, a predicted model, not a curated record